GACAUGGCGCGAAAUUAAGACAGGAACUUUAGUGAACAAAUUUGCAGGUCAUAUAGAAAGUAGUGGUUAUUUUAUUCAAUUUUAUGUACUAAAAACACAGAAUUAUUCAAACAAUGAGUCAACGGAGGAACAAUAGAAGUCACUAUUCUCACGGAGAUCGGUAUUUCCCCACUGGAAGGGACAGUACAACACGUGAACGAUAUGCAAGAAACGGUCCCUUAAGUCCCCUUAGAAGUCCAAUAAAUAAAGAUAAACAAGUUUCUAAUAGGAAUAACAGAACAGAUAAUAACAGGAGUUCAAAGAGUCAGUUAGAUUUCUGUAUCAAGACUAGUGACUUUCCUCCAUUAGAACAGAUUCAAAUGACUCCAGAAAUUGGUCCUAUCAAGCAUAACAGCACGAAUUUGGAUUGGGCUGCGCAAGUUGAUACAUUUGAGCAAUUGGCUGCCGAGGAAAAUGAUAAUCUGAAAACAUAUCGUCGUAAAUUGGAAAUGGGUACUGCAAGAAAACCUAAAUUAGUUAUGGACAUGGAGGAAGACUCUGCUACUCUUAUGAGGAGACAAAAAUCUAUUGAUUAUGGUAAAAAUACUCCAGGUUAUGCAUCCUAUCUCAGACAAGUGAAAAGAUAUCAAAGAAGGAAAGGCCACCCUUGUACACCUAAUAAAUAUGUGAAAACUAGUAGACGGUCAUGGGACAUGCAAGUGAAACUAUGGAGACGUUCUCUUCAUCAGUUUGAUGCACCUACUAGCACAAAUAAAAGCAGUGCAGAUGUCUCCAUGACAGACAGUUCAUCAGAAUAUUUCAGUGCCUUAGAGAAGACUUUUGAUUCAGAUAUUUCAGACAAUGGCAGUGAACUGUUGGAUUACAGAAAUAGUCAAAACAAUGAGAAUUUUUCUCACCACUUUCCUGAACCAGAAGUCCGUCAGCCCAAUCACAGCUCUCCUAAGAAUUCUUUGAGUUUGAUUGAUGAUAAUGAAAUUGAUUCAUUGAUAUUAUAGUUUCCCUGAUCAGUGCUUUUAUCAUCUACUUAAAAAGCCAACAUUUUUGUGUUUAUACAUGUAUUAGUGACAGUCAAUUGUGAGAGAAAUGAGGUCAAGUUUUAUGUCGUAAAAACUCAUCACAAGGUACACAAUUUCAAAAGGGAGGGGGGAAAUGGGGUGGGGGGAUGUUGGUAAAGAGUGCUAAUUACUUCAGAUCAUAUUUGCAUUGGUUUAAUUUGUACCCAUAACCCUUUAUCACCUGAAACUAGUGAAACCACCCCCAAACAUCCAGAAACUACUGCUCCCUUAAGCAUUUCAAAUCAUCCAAAUAUGGCUGAACUAUCGAUGACCAUCUAUACAAGACAGUCUUGGUUGAAGAAGUAUCAAAAAUGAGCUACAUUGCUUUCCUCAGUUUCUUUUCUUUGCAAACUGUGGUAGUCAAUAUGUAUCAGGUGAUAAAGGGUUUAUGUCCAUAUUUUUUUCAUUAUUUUUUUGCUUGUAUUGAAACAAUUUCAUAAAAUUUAUCAUCAAAAAUCAACUGUUAGAAUAAAUCAUCUGGCAGUUUAAUAUGUAAUUUAAUAAAUAAUUAUAAUAAUAUAUUCAUGUAUAACAAAAGUAUUAUUUUGUAUAAGGUUAAAAUUUUACCUCUUUAUGUCAUGUGUAUUGUUAUUGUUUUCUUUGGUCAUUAAUACCUGCGCUCACAAAAGUAUUCAGAUAUUUGCAUUCAAAUUGUUUUUCAUGGCUAUGUCGAAAGUUAUCUUUAUGUCAUUGUAACAAUAAAACGACGUUAUUUUGGUAAUCAACUACAUGUAUUUUAAGAAUUAGUUUUACGAAUGUUGUAUUUAAAAAAAAUGUAGAGGUUUGUAAGUAUGGUUUAAUGGUCGUGAGCGAGACAUUAAGCAAUAUAUUGAUACUGCACGAGAUGCAAGCCGAGUGUUGUUUCAAUAUAUUACGCAAUGACUUUAGCUUGAGACCAUUAAACAACUUAAAAUACAGACACUAUCCUGCACUUGCUUUUCAAUAAAAUACGUCACGCAAGUCCAAUAUUUCAUCUAGUAUAGAUAAUGUACGAUUGGCAAGUUGCUCGUACAUUAUUUGAAAUAAUGGUAUGCCAACAUCAUCCGUACAUUAUUUGAAAUAAUGGUAUGCCAACAUCAAAGGAUGACGUCACAUCUGUAUUUUAAGAUUAAAUAAGCCUCUAGAUUGCCAGAAUAUAUUGUUUUACUCCAUGCAAUUUAAUAACAAUAUUGCCACUAGAAAGUAUUUGAAUCAGAAAAUUGCAAGUGGAGAUUUGGAACCUAGUUAUGCAUAUUUUGUGUGACAAUCGAAAAAUGUAACAAAUCUAAGGUUCUACAUCGUUGUUUGGCCAGAAGCCUUUAAUUGAAUAUUUGCAUAUAAAGUUGUGUAUACUUGAUAAAUUGUAAAAUAAUAACAAGUAUUUGUACAUGUAUUUUAUUCAUUCUGUAAAUAAACCAUUCAUUCUACAAA
Patella vulgata (common limpet) is the source of this 2465-nucleotide messenger RNA. RefSeq names its product histone RNA hairpin-binding protein-like. Gene Ontology annotation, molecular function: mRNA binding; histone pre-mRNA stem-loop binding. The transcript is spliced from 7 exons. Gene Ontology annotation, biological process: mRNA 3'-end processing by stem-loop binding and cleavage; mRNA transport. Lineage: Eukaryota; Metazoa; Mollusca; Gastropoda; Patellidae. Gene Ontology annotation, cellular component: cytoplasm; histone pre-mRNA 3'end processing complex. Bases 114 to 995 code for a protein of 293 amino acids. The record is from RefSeq and is a predicted model, not a curated record.